CGAGUGCAAAGCAAUAGAUGAAGAUACCAUGGUUGGUAUCAGUCACUACAAACCAUCCAAGCAUAGCUCAUUGCCAGUAGACUACCUACAUAUAUUCGCUUCUCAAUUCUUGAAUACAGAAUAACCAGAACAGAAAUCCAAGAGCCAUGUUCGCGGCAACAGCGCGUAUUAUGACAAGGCCCCUCGGCCUCCCCGCAGGUCUUCGGGCCCGCCCGCUCCAGCGCACCGCCUUCUCCACCACGCCGUUCCGGACCACCGGCGGCACUACAUCGGGCAAGAACAGUGGCAACGUCAACGGCAACAAAUCGGGAAGCGGAGGAGGAGAUCCGAUUGAGAUUCCGGCAUUCAAUCUUCGACAUAUCACUUCGAGUCCCCGGGCGCGGUUCUGGUUGAUUACGGGGUUUUGCGUGAUUGCGAGUGUGGAGAUGUAUGGGUGGUAUAACUUUGGGCCGAAGAUUUUGGGGUGGGAGGGGAAGGGGAAGGAUGAGUGAUGGAGCUACGCGUGAACAUCAAGGGACUCUGAGAAGUUGUGGUUCGCUCGUUUGGGAAUUUGUCCCUAGGCGAUGGUUUCUCUACAUAUUUUAGAUCGUCAAUGCCAUCAACCAUGGCUUUGAAGGUACCAGCAAGACCCGCCAGAUGUGUACUUUUGCGAAUAGCUCUCUGGUAUGCUUAUAGUUUUGCUUAUGUAUAUCCCAAAACCUAUCACAUCUCCUUUCUGCCAAAGACC
Messenger RNA from Colletotrichum phormii, 727 nucleotides. RefSeq lists its product as uncharacterized. The transcript has a single exon. NCBI's taxonomy places the organism in Eukaryota, Fungi, Ascomycota, Sordariomycetes, Glomerellales, Glomerellaceae. The coding region runs from base 147 to 491 and encodes 114 amino acids. The record is from RefSeq and is a predicted model, not a curated record.